CCGCACACUCAUAUAAACUCUCAACCUUUGUGUAAUAACGAUCUAGGAGUGAGCAUAUAUUAAAACUUUCUGAUUCUGUCUAUAUACAUGGCUGAUGAGUUUCAAGCGACGGCAACAAUAUGCGGCAGCGGAGGUGGCGCGUGGUGGAACUCGCCGAUGAGCGCUAAGUUUCCUUCAGAUAAUUUCGUGUCACCGUGUUUCGGAGCUGCUGUUACUUAUGAUUUUGGCUCUCAAGAGAAUAAUAUAAAAUCUAGGAUUACUUGUACCGACAACCGCAUCGGUUUCGGGCAGCGAGAGGCGGAUUCCGACAGUGGAGGAAGCACCGUGACGAUUGACUCGACCAUGCAAAUGAUGGGUCUAGGGUUUUCCUCGAACUCUACUUCAAAUUGGAACCAAACCAUUUUACAAGAAGACUUAAACUCAAGCUUCAUCAGGACCUCACAAGAACAAGAACAUGGCCAAGGAUUCUUAUCGACAACUACCUCACCUUAUCUUCUUAAUCCAGCGUGUUCUUCAUCAGCUUCUUCUUCCUCGAGCUUGCUACCAGCCUUUUAUGAGCCUGGACUCAACCCCUACAGCUUCGUUUCCACCACUACCUGCUCAAUCAACGAUCCUCAGGUCUCUUGGGCUAAUAAUACGACAAAUCCUAAUCAUCAAGCUGCUUAUGGACUAAUUAACAACUUCUCUAACAACACAAAUUCUCGACCCUUUUGGAGUUCUUCAUCAACCACUAACUUAAGUAACACGACGCAGAACAGUUUUGUAACCACUCCGCAGAUAAUAUCUACUCGUGUUGAGGAGAAAACUAAGGUAAUAAAUAACAUGUAUAUAUGUCGAAUUUUUAUGAUAUAUAAAUUUUUCGGCCAACAAGUUAAGUUUUCUAGAAGCCCUUUCUCAAAAAAAAAAAAAAAAAAAGUUAAGUUUUCUUUUUCUUUUGAAUAAUCAGAAGACAAGAGGCCAGAGCGAGUCUUUGAAGAGGGCAAAGGAUAAUGAAUCUGCGUCCAAGAAACAGAGAGUUACCACGCCUUCACCAUUGCCAAAUUUUAAGGUAUAUAUAUAAUUAUUAAUCAUAAUUUGCUUCUAACCUUUAUUUUAAUUAAAUUUCUUGUGGAUAAAAUUGAUCUGUAAAUGUAACAGGUGAGAAAAGAGAAUCUAAGGGACCAGAUUACUUCAUUGCAACAGCUAGUUUCACCUUUCGGAAAGGUGAAUGAUUUAUAUUCUAUUUAUUUGAGUUAUAAUAUACACAAACCAAAGUUUUUGUUUUCAUCUUCUUGGUCAGGUUUAUUUAUCGAGCUUCUUUUUUUGCUUUGUUAUCUGUGGGUUGAUUUUCAGACAGAUACUGCAUCAGUGCUCCAAGAAGCUAUAGAGUACAUCAAGUUUCUUCACGACCAAGUCACUGUUCUAAGUACUCCAUACAUGAAACAAGGUGCCCCGACUCAACAACAGCAGCAGGUUUCAUAAAAUACUCUUGCGUUAGAUUUGUGCCCAGCUUUGGAGUCUUCAUACUAGAUUUAUUAAUGUAUUAUGUACUAAUUUAUUAUGGACUCAUGCUGAUAUCUGGUAAAUCUUAAAACCAGGGUGGAAACGAGAAUCAAGAACUACGAGCACACGGUCUAUGUCUCGUCCCAAUAUCAAGCACCUUUCCGGUGGCUAAUGAAACAACCGCCGAUUUCUGGACACCGACGUUUGGCGGCAACAAUUUCAGGUGAUUAAAGAGAGAAGGUUGGGGUUGUCAAGACGGAUGGGAACAUAUGCUAAAUUCAGCUUGCAGACUCUAAAGAAUGGCAAUAAUAGUACUGUAUUUUCUUCUUCUUCUUUUUUUUUUUUUGUCUUUUAAUUUAAUAUUAUAUUGGGAGUUUUAUUGCUGAAUUUAGCAGAUAUGGGUUGUUUUAUGUUGAAGAACCUUUUGUUCCUGUCCU
Molecule: messenger RNA, 1919 nt
Organism: Eruca vesicaria subsp. sativa (arugula)
Lineage: Eukaryota; Viridiplantae; Streptophyta; Magnoliopsida; Brassicales; Brassicaceae
Source: the annotation of a GenBank genome assembly